AUGGCUAGUUUUUCCAAACCAAGGAGUAGUCGUUAUGAAAUCCGAUCGAUUAGUUUGCCCAGUCGAUCGCACCCAACAACGCUUAGAAUCGAAGAGGAGCUAAACAAGCUCAAGAUAUCUGAGGCAUCAUCAACAACGACGAAUGCAGAGAAAAUCUGCAGUCGGCUAUUAGGCCUGAAUGAAGUGUACAAAUGCCUGGACGAGGCUCUAAAGUUGCCAUUCACCCAGAAAGCCCUUUCUCUCGACCAGCAUGAGAGAUGGAUCGAUGAGUCCUUGGACGCAUCGGUCAGGCUUCUCGACGUUUGUAGCACUGCAAGGGAUUUCACAUCGCAGAUAAAAGAGCAUGUUAUAGAUCUCGAAUUUGCUAUCAGGAGAAAGAAGGGGGAUUCAAGGAUUCAAGUCUGUACCGCAAAAUACUUUUCCUUUAGGAAGGAAAUGAACAAGGGCGCGAAGAAGUUGAUAAAAGAUGUGAAGCAAAUUGACAACAAAAUCGCAUCGCUGCCGCUGUUGGAUCAACAGCUUGAAGAUGAUCACCAUGUGACCGCGGUGAUUAGAGUUCUAAAAGAAGUUAGUUCGAUCAGCGUGUCCAUUUAUAAUUCCCUCCUCUUGUUCUUUUCCCCGCGGAUUUCGAAGCCCAAGUCCAAGAGUUGGUCCAAAUUGUUGGACAAAGGCAGAGUAGCGUGUGAAGAACAGAAGGGGAAUGGGAAUGAGCUGCAAAGCGUGGAUGUUGCAUUGAGCAACAAAUGGCAAUGUGGGGGUUCAAGUGAUCAAGUGGGUGAAAAUAUGAAAAUGGCACAAAAUGGGCUUCAGGAAUUGGAGGCCAGAAUUGAGUCUAUCGAGAAUGGUUUGGAGUGCUUGUUUAAGGGAUUGAUUAAAGCAAGAGCGUCUCUUCUAAACAUAAGAGGGAGGAAUUUGAACUUGAAGAAAUAUGUCAAAAUGGAGGAGGCCACAUUAGCAGAAAAGAUCAAUGCUCUUGACGAUCUGGAGGAAGAUGAUGAGCUCGAGGAAGGAGCCUCCCUUUCUCUGGAAUUUUAA
Rhododendron vialii is the source of this 1035-nucleotide messenger RNA. RefSeq lists its product as uncharacterized. The coding region runs from base 1 to 1035 and encodes 344 amino acids. Lineage: Eukaryota; Viridiplantae; Streptophyta; Magnoliopsida; Ericales; Ericaceae. The record is from RefSeq and is a predicted model, not a curated record. Gene Ontology annotation, biological process: shoot system development; root development. The transcript has 2 exons.